AUGGCAGUAUCGGGGCGGAAAGCAGCCGACUUCCGGGGCUCAGUAUCAAGGGGGUCGGCAGAGGAAUUUGACCAUUGCUGUGAGCCAUGUCUUACAGAAGGACAGCAUAUCGAAGCAUUUCGUUACUGCGUCGACUGUCAGGAAUAUCUGUGCAAGAAUUGUGUUCGAUAUCACCAAAAGACCAAGGUUCUAAAACAUCACCAGCUGAUAGAAAAAGAUAAAGUAGACAGUCAAAAACCUGUGGCCAGUUCUUCAGAUACAAGCACUGAAAAGUGUUCCACUCAAACAGAGGAACUAGUCAAGUUUUUCUGCCCAGAGCAUGAAGUUCUUGGCUGUAGCGAUUGUAUGACCAUGGAUCAUAGAACAUGUAAACUUGACUAUAUACCUGACAAAUGUAAAGAUGUGGGAAACAGUCAGGAAUACAGAGAAACUAUGAAAACCCUUGAGAAGAAACUCAAUCAUCUAGAUUUUAUCAUGAAGAAAGCUACAGCUAAAGAAAAGGAGAUCGACAUUUGUCAUGAUAAGGUACUUCGAGAAAUUGUAAAGUUUCGAAAAGAAAUAAACGACCAUCUAGAUACGCUACAAAAGAAAAUAGAGACAUUCAGGAGCAAAAAGAUAUCCGAGGAUAAGCAGAAGAUCCAGACUGUCUUUUCCAGCUUAAGUAUAUCAUUGAAAGGUGAGGUACGUGCUGCACUCACGGACAAGGAUCUUGGUUUGCCCAGAGGAAUGCUGGUAUUAGAUGAUGGAUCGUUGCUGUUGUGUUCCAGUGCUAACAAAGUCAUUUAUAAAGUAUCAGGGAACUUGAAACAAAAACAGAAAAUUGCAGACAGUGUAGAGUCACCAUGCUGUAUCGGCUUCAAUAAAAACAGAAAUGAAGUCUUAUUGGGGUGCUCAAACUGUGAUGUACUGAAGAGGUUCCUUGUUUCACAUAACUGUUAG
Molecule: messenger RNA, 939 nt
Organism: Mercenaria mercenaria
Lineage: Eukaryota; Metazoa; Mollusca; Bivalvia; Venerida; Veneridae
Product: E3 ubiquitin-protein ligase TRIM33-like
Exons: 2
Coding region: 1-939 (312 amino acids)
Biological process (GO): positive regulation of DNA-templated transcription
Cellular component (GO): chromatin; nucleoplasm
Molecular function (GO): ubiquitin-protein transferase activity
Source: RefSeq, a predicted model, not a curated record